This is a messenger RNA of Paramecium tetraurelia, 596 nucleotides long. RefSeq lists its product as uncharacterized. The record is from RefSeq and is a predicted model, not a curated record. Lineage: Eukaryota; Ciliophora; Oligohymenophorea; Peniculida; Parameciidae. The transcript is spliced from 3 exons.
CAAUCAAAUAUCUAAAAUGAGUUUGAGUUGGUUGGUGUCUCCUUAAUUGCACAAAACUACUAAUGGCUAUUUUAUUAAUCAUGAUAAUAUCAUGCUUGCUGGACCCCAAGAUAAGAGAAGAUUAAUAUUUUACUAUAUUGCAAGUUAGACACCUGAAAAGAUUACAAACGAAGAUCACUCGAAAUUCAUCAAAGAGAAAUACAUAGAUGUAGAUAUGAGAUCAGGAAUAUUCUCAUUUGGUGGUAUUUUCUUGGCAUUAGCAACAAUAAGGGAAUAACAAUUAAUUACUUCAAGAAUCACAAGUCGCCCAAUCUUAAAUGGAAUCUUUGUUUUGGGAGUUGGUUUGGUUUCAGCUGCAUUUUCAUAUAACCUUUCUUAAUUAUUAUUCGAGCCACUUUUUGUCUAAAGAAAUAAGGUGAUCUCUGACUUGGCUGAGAAAUAUAACUUUUCGGUGUUUGAUUUCGCUUUAGCAAAGAAGGAAGCUAGAUUAAAGUAACUUAGAGCAGAGUUAACAAGUGACAGUAGCAAUGCUGCACAUUUCUGAAUCGAUAUUACAAUAAAAAAAUAUUAAUAUUAUAAAUAUAAGGAUUCAAAAA